AUGAAACACAUUUCUCAUAAAUUAUAGGUCUUAAAUAAGUCCGAGCUGGAAAAAUCACUUAUUAAAGCUUCUUGGAAUGAUGAAUUUAGCUCUCCAAAGUAAAAGCACUUUAAAAAGUGCCUAGAAAUCUUCGAAGGAAAGUGUAGCAUAGACAAUUAUGCUAUCUUAGUAAAUCAUAUGAAACAGAUAUCACUCAAAAAGUGGAUUUAUUCUGCUAAAAUACUUUAUAUUGUUUAAGCAAGCAUUUCGAAUUCAAAGAAUUUAAAUUUAUGUGAUUAUAUUCAUCAUGAUAGCAAUGAAUUUAAGAAACUUCGUCAGGAUUUGCUAAAAAAUGUUGUUAAGCCAGCACCUCAUCUUGACUAAUUUUAAUACUUAGCAUCAUAGUUUAUUUUCUACUAUUUCAAGUAUAUUAUGAAGUUUGCUUAAUACACGAGGGUAUUUUUAAAAAUCCAAGAAAACAAUUUAGAUAUUUGUGAAGAAGACUAAGAAGCAGAAAAUAAUUAAAAAUAGGAUAUUUUACUAAAAGAAAUAGAAGACAUGGAAAUAGUUAUUAAGGUACUAGAGACUAUUAUAUAUAUUUUUGAUAAAAUUUUGUAAUAUAUGCUUGUACCAAAGUAUUCUAAUAAAUAUUAGUUUUUAAAGGAACUCACAAUAUCCCUCUUUGCAGAUCUCGAGAAGUAUUAUGCAAAAUGUAGGAUUUUCUGUGAAAACUGCAUGCUUCUGAUAUUCAGAUAAAGUAACAAUCACCUAAUAGUAUAGAGGAUUUACUAGUUCUACUGUGACUUUAUCAAAUUCACUAAGAAUAUUUAAAAAUUUGAGUUCGUUUUAAAUUAUUGUAAGCCUUUUGAAGCUAAAAAAAUAUAGUAUUUUCAAUUAAAUGUAAACAAAAAUAAAGAAAUUGAAAUGUUUGUGAAUAAUAUCAACAAAAUGGAGUAAAUUGAACCAAAAAAUACAACAAUUUUUAGUAAGUUGGGUUAUCAAUAGGAAAUAAAAGAAGUCUAAAAUAAUAAAUAAAAUAUUUAAGAAUACAAAAAUUUAAAUAAUAAUGAAAGGAAUGAUUGGUAGUGUGAAGAAAUGAGUAAAGAUUAUAAUUUAAUCAAUGGAAAAGAGACUAAAAAAUGUAAAAAUAAGGAUGUGUAGAGAAUUGAGAACAAAUAAAUUUAUAUGGUAUAGAAGGAAAAUAAGAAUGAAAGUUUAAAUUAAUAAAAAGAUUAAGCAGAAAAUUAAGUUAAUGACAAAAAUAAUUAAAAUAAUUGCAAAAAGUAUUCAGAAAUUUUUUUUAACGCUACUGAUUAAAAAAAUACUGAAAAUCAAAGUUAAGUUUUUAAUAAUUAAAAUUAGUUUUCAGCAUCGAGAAAUGCAAUUAAACAGAAUAAUUUCAUGUAAACUCACUGUGAAGAAACAAUAAAAUGUAAGUACAGUAACCAUAACUUACUCAAGCAAUCCAAAACUUAAGAAAUGUAUUUUGAAUGUAGUUAAUAAUAAAGCAAACAGAUAAUUUCUUCAAGCAAAAAUGGCAGCAAUAACUUAACUGAAAAAAUCAAAGACUCUAUUUCAUCUACAAAGGUUUAAAAAAGCGAGCAUGCUGAUAAAGAAGAAGAAAAAAUUACUGAUAUCUAGUUUCUAAACUCUGCAAAAUCUCAAACAAGCUAGAAUUCACCUUCUAAAUUCAUUCAAUUAGAUAAAAAUGAAAAUAUUUUAGGUUCUAAGAAUAAGGACAAUAAAGGAUAGUGCGAUAAGCCAAAUAAAUUUAAUAAUUAGAUAUUUUAAUUUGAAUUACCAAACUACCAUUAAUCAAAAUAAGAUUUAUCAGAUUAUGGUGGAAUAGAAAAAAAUUAUGAAAGCAGAUCUAACUUAAAAUAGAAAUUCUAAUAAAUAAAUGAUUUUGGCAGAAAUUCCAAUUCUUCAUCUCCAGAGUCUAUCAAAGAAACAUCAAAAUCAAGUAAUAACUAAAGCAAAAACAAAAUAACUCCUUUGCAUAAAGCAUAGCAUUAUAGUACAAAAAACUCCUCAGAAUAUGAUGACUUUAACUAUUACUCAAGUUCUAAUCUUUUAGGAAUUAAAAACACUUAAAGGAGUAAUCACCCAAAUAGCUUCUUUAGUCCAAAGAUUAAAAAUGAUUAAAAAUUAUUUUAAUCUCCUAAAAAUAUAGAUGUGAUGGGAUAAAAUCCUUAGAGAGAUUCCAUUUAACCUAACAACUUCAUUUUGAAUUUAAUGCAAAAAGUCGAAAAAAAAGAAGAAAAAAAUAUAAUCAGCAAUAUAUUUAAUAAUAUCAAAAGGCAGGACUCCGCUAUUGAAAAUAUAGUAGCAUCUUAGCAAGAAACUCUACAACAAUUAAAUAGUAAUAUUAACAAUUAAAAAAUGCAAUAAUCUGAACUAACAUAAUAAUAAAUCGCUAAUAAAAUACGAUUAGAAUAAAUUGAUUAAAAUUAAUUUUAGUCACAAUAAAAAUAAUUCUCUUAGUCAGUAAAAUCUUCUCAUAAAAGAUUCAAUUUCGGAAACAACUCUAAGCAAAAAAAAAUAAGAAACACAAAUACAGCUUCCUUAGUUAACAUAGAAUUUUAUUACAUGAGCGAUUAGGAGUCAGAACAAGAAUAGGCUCCUUUGAAAAUAUCUAAAGUUGUUUAGAAAAUAAUCCCAGAUUAAAAAAAAAAAGAGAUCAAUGAAUAGAGAGUUAAAAUAGAGAAUGACGAUUAAAUGUAAUAUUAAUGCAAGGAGAUAUUUUCUAUCUAAGAAGAACAAAAUCAUCUAAGUAUUGAUUUUAUUCCUUCUAUUUAAAAAUAAAACUCAAAAGAAAAAGCUGAAAAUGGUACUUCAUUGAAAACCAAUAACAUCAAUUAGCAAAUUUAAAUUUGCCCUCAACUUUUUGAAAAAUAAGAAAUAAAUUAGUUUACUGAAAUACAAGAAAAUGUGAAUCAAGAUAUAAAAGAUAAUUAAGAAAAUUAUUAAUUUGAUAUCACAGAAUUCAAAGAUACUAACAGACAAAAAUCAGAUAAAAUGUUUGAUACUUAAAAUAACAAGGAUAUAAUUAAUAUAAGCAAUGUACUUCAACCAGACGAUUUUUAAAUCAUAACAAAUUAAAAGGAAAGUGUAAACAUAUAGUAAUUUAUAGAUGAUAAUACUGUUUAGAAGUAAGAAAUACUUAAUAACAAUUACAAUAAUGAGCAAACUCAAUUUUAAAACCAAUAAGAUGACUAUUAAUGCUAAUUAGGUCAAAUAAACCUUAAUUAAAAAGAUUCAUUUAAUUGUUAUGAACAAUAUUCAUUUGAUAAAAAUGAUGACUCUUUUCAACAAAAUUAAAAAGAAAUUUUUUAGUAAUAAACUUCUAUUAAUUUAUAAGAAGAAUAAAUUAUCAAUUCUUAACCUAGUUAUAAAGUUAACAGUGUCAAAAUCCCUCAGUCUCCACAAACUUCAAAAGCCUUUCACAAUAAAUUUUUCCUAGGAAAUAAGAAUUUUUCUUCAUUUGUUGAAAAUGAUGAAAGACAUAAUUACUAAAAAAAAAUAAAAACUCCUCUAAAAUUAAAAUCAUAUAGAAAAACUGAUUAAGAUCAACUAUAAUUUACAAAUUAAGAGGGAUAAUAAAAAGCUCAACUUCAAAUGUAAGAAAGAAAUUCUUUCAGAUCUAUUAGAAGAUUUAGUAGUAGAAAUAAAUCAAAUAAUAGUUCCAACAAAUUUUUUUAAGAGAGUGCUGUUAUUGAUAGUCAGUAGAUCUAAUAAAUUGUAUAAUCAAAAAGUUAACAAAAUGGAACUUCAUUACCCAUGAGUUAUAUGAACGCUAACUAAAUUUUAGAUGGCAACUCUAAUAUAGGAUUUUAAAUUCACUAAAGAUAAUAAGAAUUAGAAAAUAAUUAAACAUUAUCAACAAUAGCAUCUUCUGUUUAAUAAUAGGAUAUGUUUAAUCUUAACAAUAAAUUUAACAUUGAAAAAAAAACAUUUUCAAAUCAAUCAGCUUAUAUUAACAUAAAUAGUUUGAUUUCUUAAAAGAAGGACAAUGCUAAAAACAAUUUUUAAGAUUCAUAAAAACCUGAAAAUAUAGAUGUAGAUUAAGAUGAAAUAAAUAAUAAUAAGGUAUUUGAUAAGCUAUUAACUAAUCAAUCUAUUUAUAAUACUCAAGAAGAUACUUCCAAUUUCUACUCUAAAAACAAAGAAACUCUACUAACAAAAUAAAAAAUGCAAACUGAAGGUGCAGUACUAAUGCCUAUAGAAGAUAUAGAAAAAUAAAAACUAUUUCCUGGAAAUUCUUUUAGAAGAUCUAUUUUAUUAAAGAUUGACAAUGAAAUACCGAAAUAAAAAGAUCCAGAACAAUUUUAAAAAUAACUUUCUGAGUAAGCUGAGUUAGAUCUAAAAUUACAUAAGAGUAAUUCUUCAUAAAAUUAAAUAAUUUCGCUCAUAUAAAAUUAAAAUAUACUAGAAGUUGCUGUAAAAGCCAUGUAAUCUGCUUCUGUAAGGAAUGUAUCUUACAGUUAACAUUAGUAGUAGAAGAAAAUAAUUUUUAAGGAUUUAAAUUUGAAUAGCGCUAAGGACAUUAAGAAUAACCAAAAAAAUUAAUUGGAUAACUUAAAAAGUUAAAUUACAAGCAAGUGUACUGUGGAUUUGCAACUAAAUUAAGAUAAAUAAACUAAAUUUUUUUAAAACAAAGAAAGAGCAAUAACAACAAUAGAUUAAAAGUUAAAUAACAACUAUAGUACAUUUUUUGAUAAAAUAAAUUCAAAUAAUUAAAUUUAAUUUGGUUAAUUAAGAAUAAAUUAAAACUAAAAGAGUUCUUUAGCAACUUAAAAUAUGAAUGGCUUGAAAACAUUUUAUUAAAAUAAUAAACUACAUACUAAAGAUUUAAAUGCUGAUUCUUUUAAAAAUAUAAUUCCUUCUAAUUAAUCAAACUUGUCAAAUUAAUAAAAUUAAUUAUUUAGCAGCUCUUUGAAAAAUAAUAACGAAAGCCAAAACUCAAACAUUUUAGGACAAAUACCUAAACUAAAUUACAAUUUAACUAAUAUCCCAUUUAAGAGCAAAACAACUACUAAUAAAUAGUAUGAUAAUUAAUAAUUAUUAGCUUAAAUUUGA
Messenger RNA from Tetrahymena thermophila SB210, 5058 nucleotides. RefSeq lists its product as hypothetical. The record is from RefSeq and is a predicted model, not a curated record. Lineage: Eukaryota; Ciliophora; Oligohymenophorea; Hymenostomatida; Tetrahymenidae. The transcript has a single exon.